AUGCGCGAAGCAACAAAAAAGUACAAUAAAGUGGUGACUCUCGCUGAAAAGAUGGCACAGAUGUGUAGGAGCAUUGACGGAUUCAUUCAUGAACUUCCCCGGAAGAAGAUAUAUGAAGAUACAAAAAAUCGUUUGGCCAAGUUUGAGACCGGCGAGAAAGGACCAAAAAGUGGACCGGGAAAGGUACUUAUGCUGGUUGGAGCCACAGGAGCAGGCAAGAGUACACUCAUCAAUGGGAUGAUAAAUUACGUGUACGGAGUGAAGUGGGAAGACCCUUUCCGUUUCAAGCUGAUUGUGGACGAAGGUGCCGGGAAGUUCGAAGCUCAUAGUCAGACAAAGUGGAUCACGGCUUACGUCCUACAUCAACAGGAAGGAUUCCAUCUCCCCAGUACUUUGACUCUCAUCGAUACCCCCGGGUUUGGGGACACUGAGGGGAUCAAGGCAGACGAUGAGUUGAGGAUUCAGAUCCACGAAUUCUUUUCCCAUGGUGGGAACAUCGGAGUGGAUCAGCUCGAUGGAAUCUGUUUCGUUGUACAGGCCUCCCUGCCUCGGUUGACUCCCGCUCAAAAGUACAUAUUUGACUCGAUCUUGGCCGUAUUAGGGAAAGAUGUUGAAAACAUUAUCUACGUGCUGACUACCUUUGCGAGCCGCGAGAAGCCUCUUGUUCUAACUGCCCUCAAGGCCGCUAAAAUUCCGACUAUGGCAAGGGCAGAAAUGGUGAGGCAAACAAAAGAGGAAGCAUCAGGGGAGCGACUGAAUGCCAAAGGUGUUCUGAACGAACUCAUCAAGGACUUUAACGUUGAGAGGACCAACGUCUUGAAUCUGACUAUGGAGGCGCACCAAUGCUUGCAGAAGCUCGACAAGAUUGCCCUGAAGCCCGAUCCAUUGCGUAUCACAGAAUACGUUGACUUCUUGAUUGAGAGCGAAAAACGAGAAGCCAAACCUGGUUUCGAACAAAGGAUCACAUAUCUUCUAGAUGUAAAGGAGAGAGAAAAAUUGGCCAAGAAGCUGAAGGAUGAUUAUGAUCCAUUUGAGGAAUGCAUGAAGGAGUUCAGAGAUCGAGGUAUGGAUAUGUCGGACUUUGACUGGACCACUUCUCGAUCACUGCCCGCCCGUGUAUACCAUGAUGGGAAAGAAUGGCUUCCUAACCUUCAUCAUGAAGUCACCUUGGAAAAUGAACUAUCUUUCAUGACAGAGUUUUCUGGAGACUUCUUGGACUGGGUUGCCUCUAAAGACCGAUUCUUUGAUGAAUCCGAACCUUUCCCGCUCUGGUUCAUGUGGGGAAAGAUCCGCUACCGCGUGGAGGUAUUGCAGACUCAUUUCAACUGUUUCAGGUAUUGA
Darwinula stevensoni is the source of this 1341-nucleotide messenger RNA. Lineage: Eukaryota; Metazoa; Arthropoda; Ostracoda; Podocopida; Darwinulidae. The record is from the annotation of a GenBank genome assembly.